ACCUUGAUCUGCAUCAACUCUCUCUUUCGGACUCGCGCUUCUUUUGGGGGAUGAUUGUACUUGGGCGCAAUCUUACUACUGAUCUCCGUGCUGUCUGUCAUGUGCUCGGUCGAUAGAAUACUUUCUCGAUCGACCUCGAUCCUCAUCCCCGUAUCCUCCUGUUGUCCCCUUAUUGAUUACAGAGGAUGAAUCCCGAGAGUAACUCGAACAACUCGAGUUCAGCUGGUCCGGCGACGCCCUCCAACAGCAGAAAGGAGCGGGGUGCGAUAGCAGCCCAGGCUUGUGAAUCUUGCAGACAACGCAAACAAAGAUGUAGUGAAGAGAGACCGAAAUGCGCUACUUGUCAGCGAAUGAAUCUGGAAUGCAAAUAUCGAGAACCUCAACCCACGAAGAAAGAUAAGACCCUUAUUGAGAUAUUAGAACGACUGAAAAGCCUCGAGGGAGGGCUGAGAAAUCUUGAUGGGAAGGUCGAUAGCCUCAAUGUCCGAGGCACGUUGCCCCUGUCUAUUUAUGGCCCUAUCCAAUCCAAUCCCCCUCCUGCGGCGCUAGAUGCUAGCCGGUCUAGUGCGUGGCCUCCUCCAAGCGUCCCUCUUCAACCCCCGGCAAUCUCCCCAGCAUCACCCCAGGAUGUUCAGUAUGUCUCUGCUACUCAUAAAAUGCUAUCAUGGCCCGUCGUACAGCAGGUUCUCGAGAGCAAAGUCCCGGGCCUCGACCUCGCCAGUUUGGAAAAGGAUGGAGCGGCUAUGUUGUUAGGGUUACAGGGUAGAGCAACGUCCCUACCAACUAACAUAUACGAAUCCCUUCACAUCGGCACGGAGGGAACGUCGUUGCCCAUGCAAGUUACAACGAGCCAAAUCGACGGACUGCAGACAGGAGGCCUGAGCUGGGAAACGAUGCAGCGGCUUACUAAAUCGUAUUUCGACACGUUCAAUUUAAUCUAUCCGAUUAUGGAUCGGCAAGCAUUCCAAUCCGAAAUCAUACCCACUAUUGCGAGUCGCGGCCUUGAUGAAAGUAGCUCUUCGACGUUAGCGUGCUUGGUAUUUGCUCUGGGCGAAGUCGCCAUCAACGCCGUACAGGGCGCUCCUAUCAGGAUACACAAGGGCCGUAAUAGCGGUGUUAGGGGAGGGACUAUAGAAAGACCGCCAGGAUUACAGUUCUUCAACGAGGCUAGAAGACGAAUGGGGUUCAAUUUGACUGAAUGUAGUCUGGAAAAUGUGCAGAUAUUCGCAUUGGCUGCCAUUUACUACGGGACAUGUUGCCAUCAUCUAGAAUUUUGGCGUAUGAAUACAUCGGCGUCAUUAGCAUGCCAAGCGCUAUUAACGAGUAAUCCGGAAGAACUGACAACUCACCGAGGCGAUUUGGUUCGAAGAGCUUUUUGGCACUGCUCUAUUAUGGAGACGUGCUUGAACAUGGAACUGAACAUCCCUCGGACUGGGCUUGAUAAAUUAGAGUCGCUGGUUGGGCUUCCCGAUUUUAGCGGCUCUUUUUCCGAGGAGGAUUAUGUCGGGAACCAGGCAUCUCACUUUCAAGAGCACUUUGCGUCACAGAUAGUACUUCGGCGGCUGUCUGUGGAGUUUCAUACUACAUUGACCAACGCUUUCGGACCAACACACGUUCCGGUCGAAGCUUCAAUGUCCCCGUCGGCUGUUAUGAUGAAGCAGAUGGCUGCGCAGCUGGACCAAUGGAGAGGGUUGCUACCCGUUUAUCUGCGUUGGGAGGAAGAGAACCCGGGUGCUUUCCCAAACCCUACCGGAGAGUUAUAUGACGAUCAGUCGAUGUACCCACCACCUAUCCCAGACCUCCAUACGAAUUUUAUGUUCACGGCCGACCUAGAUAACACUCCAGUAAGUUAUCCUUACGCCGCAGACAUACAAGCAGCCAGCCUCAGGACACGAUAUUAUUACGUUAAGUAUAUUAUUUAUAGGCCGUUCGUCUUCAAGGCCCUGCACCAUCCAGAGCAGGUUACACGGGAUGACGCGGAGGCGAUCGCGGAAUGCCUCAAAGCUAUGCUGAAAUGGCCGAUUACAAUGUCGCCUACCUGCUUCCACAAGAGAUUAAUCCCGUGCUUAUUUUUCUGGUCGCAAAACCUCCUUGGUGUCCUCCUUGUAUUGCAUCUAACACAACAAGUACCGAUCCUAAUGCGGAUAAGGGCGUCACUGAUGGGGACUAAAUUUGAUCAGGAUGCUAGCGAAACAGUCAUGCUAUGUAUCGACUGGAUAAGGGACCUUAAAGAUACGGAUGCGACUGCUUUAUGGUGCUGGGAGAUUGUAAAGGGUAUCUACGCUCUAGGGGAUGAUACGUGAUCCGACGGUUUCUUCCCCAACCCCUUUUUGUCUUCAGAUUGGUUUUUUUUUUUUUUUUUUUUGGAUCGGCGGGUUUCUUGGGUUAUAUCACGGGGCAUAUAGCAACAGCAAUUUGGAACCAGCUGAGAGCUUCAUGAACUGGACCUACUAUUAGUUAGGGAAUCAUCAUAUAUUAUUGAGGAUUACUGGCGCUGGGGGCUUGUGUGCCAUAGGAGAUUCUAACAAAGUAUGUACGGGUGAAUAUGCGCAUUGCAGGCGAAAGAACGAAGAUCGUCUGGGUUCGAAGAAUAUCGCACUAAAUCAUGUGUCUGACUUGUAUCUGCCAAUUGACUGUUAUGUUGUCGGGACCUGGCUACAUUACCCUCGACCUCAUUCCUUGCUUGCGCCACCGGAAGAUGUCAUCCUAUUG
Hypoxylon trugodes is the source of this 2712-nucleotide messenger RNA. RefSeq lists its product as uncharacterized. Gene Ontology annotation, biological process: DNA-templated transcription; regulation of DNA-templated transcription. Gene Ontology annotation, molecular function: zinc ion binding; DNA-binding transcription factor activity, RNA polymerase II-specific; DNA binding. The record is from RefSeq and is a predicted model, not a curated record. Bases 186 to 2303 code for a protein of 705 amino acids. Lineage: Eukaryota; Fungi; Ascomycota; Sordariomycetes; Xylariales; Hypoxylaceae. The transcript has 11 exons.